Solanum pennellii is the source of this 647-nucleotide messenger RNA. RefSeq lists its product as uncharacterized. Bases 136 to 537 code for a protein of 133 amino acids. The record is from RefSeq and is a predicted model, not a curated record. The transcript has 2 exons. Lineage: Eukaryota; Viridiplantae; Streptophyta; Magnoliopsida; Solanales; Solanaceae.
CCUCAAUAAUGAUCAUUAAUCUCCUCUUAUUAAUAUGCUCUAAACCAAGCUCUUUCUUAUCAACAAUAAUACUGUCAAACUCACAAAUUACUAGUAAUAUUUGCCUAGUGUUUUCUUGAAAUUUCAAGAAUCAAAAUGGCAAAGAACAACAAAGACUCCCAAUAUAAAAAGAUUUUCAAAUUGGAUAAUAGAAAGAAACAAAGCCAAAGUUCUGAUGAAAUAAAAGGGAAAUCAAAAUCAAACAUGGUGCUUAUAGAAUACAAUCAUGCUGCAGGAAAAGUUCAUCAAAAGCAGGAAAUUAAAGAUAACAAGUCUAGUGACAAAAGUCAUAAUGACAAAUACUUUUCUGGUUAUAUUAAUCGAGUGAAGAACAAGAUGAGAACAAUGACAUCAAAUUUUGAUAUGGUUGAUGAUGGUGGUUCUAAAAAGCCUACGAUAAGAAGAGAUAGUUUUAAUGAUACAAUUUCUCAUUACAUCAAUCGAGCAAAGCUCAAGAUUAGAACUACAACAAUUGUUAAUCGUAGCGAUCAUAUAUAAUAUAUUGUUUUAUGAUAUAUGGUAUUGUAUUGAUGUUGUGGGAAUAAUGUUUAGAUAUAUUCUAAUGUAUUUGACAUGAUUAUGUUGUAUAAUUAUAUAUGAAUUAAUUA